AUGAAGAAAUUAGACACAACUAAAAGUCUGCCUGAUAUCGCUUCAAAUCCUUCCGAUUGUCCUUUCAGAGAAUUUAGAGAUAAUGAGCUGUCGGCGGAGUACUGGGGAUUGGGCCCUAUAGCUUUUAAAUCUGCGGUGCGGCUAGGAAAAGGUGGGCACAAGUCGCAAAUGGACAACGUCUGGGUGGACGAUCAGAUUCAGCCGUUACCAAGGUCAGCGAAGAAACGUUUCCACAGUUGGGUCAGAGCGGAAGACCUGGCGAUGAGUCUAUGGCAGACCGACGUAACUAUUUUUGAGGCACUGUUAAAGUUGGCCGCUCCAGCUAUGGAUUCUGAUGACGAAUCAGAUAACGAGGACCAGACGUUUAAUGAUUUCGACAUACUGCAAGCUCUUACAGGAGCCAUGAACUUGACUCAUAUCAUCAAUGAUAUUGAUCAAUUAUGGAAACGGAUAUCCGCGGAAGUUCCACAAUUUGUAUGGGACGAUGACGAUGACACGAUUACUAGCACUGUAAAAACUAAAACACAAAUCGCUGACUUCCAUUAUGAU
This is a messenger RNA of Iphiclides podalirius (scarce swallowtail), 549 nucleotides long. Lineage: Eukaryota; Metazoa; Arthropoda; Insecta; Lepidoptera; Papilionidae. The record is from the annotation of a GenBank genome assembly.